Ceratina calcarata is the source of this 817-nucleotide messenger RNA. Its product is annotated as COMM domain-containing protein 4. The transcript has 8 exons. NCBI's taxonomy places the organism in Eukaryota, Metazoa, Arthropoda, Insecta, Hymenoptera, Apidae. The record is from RefSeq and is a predicted model, not a curated record. The coding region runs from base 169 to 735 and encodes 188 amino acids.
CUCAUUCGUGCACCAGUGUGAAUGCAGCGCGUGGUGCCGUCAUACCGUAAUCGUUCCGAGAUUCCUAACCUACAGUGGUGGUUCGCGAAUUCAUCGGUGGUUCUACAGAAAUUUCAAUACUUAUUCUUCACCGAUAAUUCGCUGCGAAUUUAGGAAGGAAUUUCUAAGAUGAAAUUCCGAUUCUUAGGCGAUGGGGAUUGUCCCGAUUGGCUGUUAGCUGAAAUUAACACGUUGUCACGCAUGACGUCUAUAAAAAUCAAAAUACUAGGUCAGGCAGUCGCCAAGUAUCUCACGGAGGGAGAACUCGAUGAGGAAAAAGUGAAGAAGAUCACUCAGGAUGCCAAAGUUGAGUUGAACGACGCGAAAGCCAUGGUCGCCGCCCUCGAGCUGAUAUUCACGUCGUCCGCUCGAUACGGCGUUUCCGCCGCGGAUCUGAGCAGCGAGCUGCAACAGCUCGGACUUCCUCGUGAGCACAGUGCCGCGAUCGCUCGGCUGCACACGGAUUAUUGCACCCAAAUCACGGCCGCGCUUUCCUCGCAAUCUUUGAGAGUGAGCAGAUUGUCAUCGAUCGAAGUCCUGUCCUGCGACAAUUCCUCCCCGUUCUCCACCGUGUCUCUCAAGUUGAAGAAGUUGGAUGGAAAUUUGGAUGACACCGUUAUCAACAUUUCGAAGAAAGAUGUGCAAGUUUUGUUAACAGAAUUGCGAAGGGCCAAGUCUCUGAUGGAAAAUCUGUAAUACAUUCCUUUCGAUUACGAGAUGGGCACAUUUAUAUAAAGCGAUGGAUUGGAAAAUAAAAAAGUAUUCUAUAACUAUUAAA